AUAUAAGCCACCUAUUACAGAUUUUUAUUCAUCAGUAGUUCUAUUGCUUCAAAACAAACAUGUUAUCUAAAAUCUUUGCUGUCGCUAGCUUCGUAGCUAUCGCUCAAGCCGGACUUUUGGACUAUGGUCACGCUUCGUCUUACUCAGUGGCUUCCCCAGUCCAUGCUGCCCCAGUUUACGCUCACUCCCCAGUUGUAGCUAAACUCGCCCUUCCAGCUCACCACGAACACCAAGACUACUACUCCCACCCCAAAUACGAGUACAACUAUGGUGUACAAGACCCCCAUACCGGAGACCAUAAGACCCAACACGAAGAACGUGAUGGUGAUGUAGUAAAGGGCAGCUACACCGUUGCUGAGCCUGAUGGUACCUUGAGGACCGUCCACUACACCGCUGAUGAUCAUAAUGGUUUCAAUGCUGUAGUAGAGAAGUCUGGACACCCAGUACAUCCAGCACCAGCUGUACAUAAGACUAUUGUAGCCGCUCCAGCUCAUUACGCUGCUCCAGCUCACUACGCUGUACCAGCUCCUCACUAUAUUUUGACUCUUACUAGCUUAGUAGUUGUAGCCCAAGCAGGUUUCUUGGACUAUUUCCAUCACAGCCAACCAGCACCAGCUGUAGUUGCCCACGCUGCACCUAUUGCACAUAAACUCGCCCUACCAGCUCACCACGAACACCAAGACUACUACUCCCACCCCAAAUACGAGUACAACUAUGGUGUACAAGACCCCCAUACCGGAGACCAUAAGACCCAACACGAAGAACGUGAUGGUGAUGUAGUAAAGGGCAGCUACACCGUUGCUGAGCCCGAUGGUACCUUGAGGACCGUCCACUACACCGCUGAUGACCAUAAUGGAUUCAAUGCUGUAGUAGAGAAGUCUGGACACCCAGUACAUCCAGCUCCAGCUGUACAUAAGACUAUUGUAGCUGCCCCAGCUGAUUACGCUGCUCCAGCUCACUACGCUAUUAUGAUCAAAAUGUCUUUUUUCCAGAUUGUGUUCGUCUCAGCUUUGGUAGCUCUCUGCCAAGCAGGUAUUCUGGAACUGCCAGUUCAUCAUGAAGCCCAAGACUACUAUGCUCACCCCAAAUAUGAAUUCAAUUAUGGCGUACAGGAUCCCCAUACUGGAGACCAUAAGAGUCAGCAUGAAGAACGUGACGGUGAUGUAGUAAAAGGCAGCUAUACCGUUGCUGAGCCCGAUGGUACCUUGAGGACUGUACAUUACACCGCUGAUGACCAUAAUGGAUUCAAUGCUGUAGUAGAGAAGUCUGGACACCCAGUACAUCCUGCAGCAGCUCCAGCUAAGUUGGUGGUAGCUGCCCCAGCUGUGACCAAGGCCAUUUUUGCUGCUCCUGUACAAUAUGCCACGGCACCUCAUUACUACCAUCACUAGACUUUCAUCUAUUUAUAAAUUAAUUAUUUAUUUAUUUAUUGUAUUGUUGUUAAUAGAUAUGAUUUGCUUUUGA
Molecule: messenger RNA, 1464 nt
Organism: Anthonomus grandis grandis
Lineage: Eukaryota; Metazoa; Arthropoda; Insecta; Coleoptera; Curculionidae
Exons: 4
Coding region: 60-1391 (443 amino acids)
Cellular component (GO): extracellular matrix
Source: RefSeq, a predicted model, not a curated record